CGCGAUAGAAGCCGAUUAGACGCGAUGUGUUAUCUACCCUCCUUUUGAACUUACCCGUGGCAUCAAAGUCUUUUAUCAGUUUUUUUUCUGAAGUUGGACAAGUAUUUGGAUAUAUCCCGUUUGAUAAAACGCGGCAUUUCUGUGUUGUCCCAGCCGAAGUAGAGGAGUUGAGUUUACUAUCUUGUAUCAGCCCGUUUCAUGUGACUAGACGUGCUCCAUCGGGCCCAUCUGCACGACAGCACAGGGACGGUGGACAUCACUGGACAUUUACGGAUAGAGACUGGGCGACACGCUGUGAUUUGAAUGCCUUUGCAGGGACUUUGGUGGCUUGUGUGCUGCAGACAAGGCUUCAGUUUGCUGUCUCGGGAUCAUGGAGAGAAAGAGGAGGAAGAGUCUUUCGAGUUACGCAAUCAGGACGAACACGCACAUACGGGACGGGGGCAACUAGAGGUCACUCUGUCUCAGCCCACUCGCACAGCCAACGGCACACCCUGUCUGUCAGGAGUUCCUGAGGAGAAGAGAAGUCUCAUCAUGCAGAAGGGGAAGAUGACGAUGGACGAAGACCCAGAGGUGCUCGUAAAGGGCUGGCUCCUGCGAGAGGUGCAGGGAGGCUGGCUCCGGCAGAGGAGGUUCUGGUUUGUGUUGACAACCGACUCUCUCGAUUACUACAGCGGCUCGGACAGAGAUGCUCGCAGACUCGGCACGCUUGUACUCACGUCCCUCUGCUCUGUGCUGUGGCCUGAUAAAUACACCUACAAACAGACAGGUUACUGGAGUCUGACGGUGUAUGGCCGCAAACAUUGCUACAGACUAUUCACAAAGCACUACAAUGAGGCGGUGCACUGGGCGUGUGCCGUGCAGAAAGUCAUCGACAGCAAAGCGCCGGUGGAGACGCCAACACAGCUCCUCAUACGAGACAUCGAGGAGAAUAAAUUCAACCCAGAGGUUGUGGAGCACAUCUAUCAGCAUAAUCCCAUCCUGAGGUACACGCAGAGCCCCCUCUACGCCCCACUGCUGCCUUUCCCCUACGGCAGUCUCCACAACACACAUAUGGCUGGUAAAGGCUACACAUCCGUCCGCGAGGAGGCGGUGAGGCUGUUUAACUGCCUCCAGCAGUUAGAGUCGGCCCACGAGCCCAUUCCUCUCAUACAGGGAAUCCUCCAGACCUGCCUCGACCUCCGGCCGCUCCGAGAUGAACUCUACUGCCAGCUCAUCAAACAGACCAGCGUUACCAAAUCAUGUGUGCAGACGCAGCCAAACCCGCAGCUCAGAUACUGGCAGCUGCUCACCUGCAUGAGCUGCACCUUCCUGCCCAGCUGCAGCAUCCUCAAAUACCUGCGCUUUCACCUGAAGAGGGUUCAAAGUUUGAGUGCGGACUCGGAGGUGGAGAGCUACGCGUCCUUCAUAGCCCAGGCUCUAGAGAAGACGCGCGGCCGUGAGUGUGUGCCCUCUUGGGAGGAGAUCCAGGGGCUGAUGGGAAGGCAGGAGAUACUGUGUACUGUGCACUACCCUGGACCGGGCUGCUGCCAGAUACCGAUCACCUCGCACACUACGGCUAAUGAGGUUGUGAGGAAGAUGGCGGAACGCCUCGGACUGCAGGACAGCCGAAACACAUUUGCUCUUUUUGAGCAGAACACAUGCUGGGAGAAAGCUAUCGGAGGCAGCACCAUUAUUGCUGAUGUCAUCACCAGAUUUGAAAAUUUGUCAGCUAAAGACCCAGACUCUGUCUGCCAGUUCCGACUCUGCUUCAAACUCUAUUGUCUGUUGGACACCGAUAACAUCAGUACCGACAGCAUUGAGUACCUCUUCUUCUAUGAGCAGUGUCAUGAGAUGGUAGUGCGUGGGCAGCUGCCAGCCUGUGAGGAUGACCUUCUUUCUCUGGCGGCACUGAGACUGCAGUGUCUGCUGGGAGAUUUCAGCGCCCUCUCUCCGUACCCGCCGUUGGAGCAGCUUUUUCCGGCUGAAGUGGUGGAGGCCCGGGCCCUACUUGCUCCCGUCGAUCCCCCUGGCUGCCCUUCCUUCCCCGGGGGUCUGCUGGCUGGGACAUUAUGGGGGCACAAGCGGCGUCAGGAACAGGACCAAAGACUCCGAGCCAGGCUGAGAGAGGAGGGAGCCGUGGUGAUGUCGACCAUUUUAGAGCACUGGAAAGCACUAGUGGGAUACAGUCGCAGAGACAGCAUGGCCGCCUAUCUCACCAUCGCCCGGCAGUGGUCAGGGUUUGGCUGCACGCUCUAUGAAGUGGACUUCUACAUUAGCUCGACAGGAAGCUUCUCUCAGAAGUUGUGGCUGGGUGUGGCGGCUUCCUGCGUGUCUCUGUAUCGUCAGGGUGAAGCUGAAGCGUUGGAGUCGCUACCGAUAGGUCAGAUCUGCUCCUAUGGCGUCUCUGAUAGCAACACAUUCAGGAUCACAGCAGGAGAUCGAGACCUGCUCUUUGAGACCACAAAGCUGACUGAGAUCAUGCAGCUGAUGAAUGCUUACUUCAGUGCCACCCGUCGCCAGCUAGGCAAAGAUGACUGCAUCUCCAUAGAAACAAACCCUAAGCUCCACCCCUCCCUACUUGAGCUCCCCUCUCACCCGGUGUGAAGAGAGAAUGACUCGCUCGCUCAUGCGCGCGCACACACACACACACGCACACACACACUGAGACUGACUCUGACUGAUGCACACAUGCAUAUGCAGUCCUGGCUGAUUGCUUCCCUGUGAGCUUUGCCAUGAGGACAACCUCUGAUGAGACUGAAAGGAGCAGAUGCUGUGGAAAUGGAAGAGGAGUGGAAGGUGUCCAGGGAGCCACAAACAGGAGAAGACGGUUCAGGAACUCACUUGCUACACACCGCCAGCCAAAUCCAGAAAGGACACGGAGGCCCCUGCCACCUGGGAGCCCGCCAAAUAUCACAGAGAGGAAAAUAGCGUGACUUUAGAGAUCAACAGUGAAAAAAAAAACAUUUUCUUAAGGAGAAUUUUGGUCUUGCUUUUUUUAGUAUUCAAAUGUUUAAACAUCCUUAAAACAACAUGAAUAUACUUUUACUUAAUUUGAAAAAUUAAUUUGGUUUUACUUCAACUCAUUAAAUAUUAAGACUUUUUUAGACCAUCUUUUCAAAGAAUUUACAUGAUAAUUUAAUUUAAUUUUUUUUUUGUAAAACAAGACAAGAUUUUUUUGCAGCAAUGUCUUUGUAUUGCACUACAGGAAGACUACACAAACAUGCUGCCGUUGCACUCACACACACACGCAGUUUCUGCGCUUUAAACGUUCCUUUCGAGACUCCUGCCUGGCUCGCUGUUAAACUCAUUCAUCAAACCGUACAUGACCUUGAAACGAAAGCAGGUGAAUGUCACAUUCACACCGACCUUUACCGAACUGACGGUGGUGCAUGUGUGGGUGAGAGACGUAUUUGAAUAUUUUAAGCUGUAGAAACCAAAGGAUCCUUAGCUCAUCUGAAUGAUGCAAGUGUAUUUGUGAAAAGCUUUGAGCCCGACCUGGUGCUGCUUGACUGUGCUGUUAGCUUACGGUAACUCUGCACUGUUCGUCCUGUAGCCACAACAGCCUCAGAUCUUUAGAUUAUCUUAACUCUUACAUCCGCAUACCUGUGAGGGUAAAUUACAUUUUGACAUAAAAAAAAUAAUAAUACAAUUUUGGGUCAAACCAAGCUUCCCAGACCUCUCGAACACUGAAGAUAGACACUAUUGAUAUGCAACACUAUCAUCCCAUUUUCAAAAGAAAUUACAUUUCCAUUAAAAGGGAUAGUUCAUCCAAAAAUUUAAAUUUUGUCAGCAUUUAAUCAUGCGCAUGUCGUUCCAAAGCUGUGUGACGUUAUUUUAUCUUGCUGAACACAAAAUAAGUUUUUUUUUUUUGUUCAUUUAAUGGAAGUCAACGGGAUCCCAAAACGACAUUGUUUGGACCCCAUUGACCUUCAUUGUGUGGACACAAAAAACACUGAGACCUUUUUCAGAAUGUCUUCAUUUGUGUUUCACAGAAAAAAGGUUGACACAAAAGUAAGUAAAUCAUUUUUGAGUGAACUAUCCCUUUAAGCCUAACCUGUAGCCUCUGUCUGUUGUGUCUAUGUUACGAAGCCUCAUUUCGGCUUCAUGACGGCUUAUUGUCUCCUUUAAUGUGUGUUAGUUUCUACUAGUUUUAUUUAUGGCUGUCUGUUGAAUACAUUGUGUGAAAGUGAGUUUUUUUUUUUAUUGUCCUUUUUUACUUUUGUUUUAUAUAUCUUUCAUAAAGACCCGUAUUUGUAUUUUAGAGCUUGCAUUGAAAUAAUUACAAAAGAGCUGAUGAUGUCAUAGGUAAAUUAUGAUGUCAUAAUGUUUAUUUACUUUUUGGGUUAUUUGUUGUUUAUUUUCCCCCGUCAUGUGAGGUCUACGAGUGACAAAAAAAAAAAAACUUGAUAAUAAUCAGUUUAUUUUGUAGAUCUUAUUAUUUUGUCAUAACCAUUUGCCCUUUUAAAGUCACAUGGACCAAAUUUCUUGGGGUUGGGGUCUUUUUUUCCCCCUUUGAAUGACUGCCAAACUAACACUGUAGCAAUAAAACCUGCCCAGUUGUCCUGAGGAUGAGCCCAUUUUCAGUAUGAGGCUUCAGGUUGCCUUUGAGGAGCCACUAGUGCCUGUCAAACAGUCUGUACAAUCUUUAAUUCGCUCUUACUCUAUGAAUACAGAAACACUGAGCCUGAUUAUGGAGUAUUUUGGUUCUGCACUAUCUUUGCCCCACAGCAGUUUGUCUGCCUGAAUACAAAUUUGAAAAAAAGGUUGCCAGCUACUUGGAAGUUCAAAGGUGGAGGGCAAUCAUGUCUUCAAUGUUGUUUAUAUUGUUUAAAGAAGUUUAUUUUGCCCAAACCAUGUUCCUCCUACAGCCCCUGUGACGGCCGUAGUGGUUGUCACAUUUGCUUGUCUUCUUUUCAUGUCACUCUUUAGCUGCAGGCAGCUCUGACCCAAUGUCAUACAUGUAACAAAACUUGACAAACUCUGAUGCUUUGGUUUGUAUGCUGCAUGGUACCUUUAUUAUGUUACACGUGUAAUAGUCAGUUGCACUAUUGUUUGUACAGCUAACUUAAAUGUGCAAUAAUGCAAAAUGAUGAAUACUGUAUGUAAUAAAAAGCAGCACCAUUACAUCA
Messenger RNA from Pimephales promelas (fathead minnow), 5108 nucleotides. It is a transcript of the gene plekhh3, whose product is annotated as pleckstrin homology, MyTH4 and FERM domain containing H3. The record is from RefSeq and is a predicted model, not a curated record. Lineage: Eukaryota; Metazoa; Chordata; Actinopteri; Cypriniformes; Leuciscidae. Gene Ontology annotation, biological process: signal transduction. Gene Ontology annotation, cellular component: cytoskeleton.